AUGCAAUAUUUGAGAUACAGAAAAACUAGGAAAGUUAGGAGCCGCAGGACCUUUGAGAACAAUGCCAAUGAAAAUGAUGAUGGAACCACAAGCUUUAAUCAAACAAUUUCAAAAUUGCUACCUCAGGCUGCUACAAUUGAAAUCAUUAGUUUAACAACCGAACCUAAAAUCAAUGGUUUGAACGCUACGAUAUCUCUUAUAGUUGUUAAUUUCUUUAUCGGCGGAAUAGGCUAUAUGUGUUCUAAAUUUGCUUUAAG
Funneliformis geosporum is the source of this 257-nucleotide messenger RNA. The record is from the annotation of a GenBank genome assembly. Lineage: Eukaryota; Fungi; Glomeromycota; Glomeromycetes; Glomerales; Glomeraceae.